Molecule: messenger RNA, 207 nt
Organism: Ambispora leptoticha
Lineage: Eukaryota; Fungi; Glomeromycota; Glomeromycetes; Archaeosporales; Ambisporaceae
Source: the annotation of a GenBank genome assembly
AAGCUCCAAGAAGAUCUUGCUGCAAUUAUUGUGGAAUGGAAAGAAAAGGAAGGACGUGAUAUUCGUAGUCUGCGAGAAGCUUUUCGGCAAACUGCACAAAGGAAAAGGGUGAGAAUUGCCAGAAUUGAGGUUAUACCACAAACUAGUGAACUGACAAACUCUCAAAUUGCAUCAAAUGCUAAGUUUAGAAAGCAAAAUAAUUUCUAA